Molecule: messenger RNA, 1946 nt
Organism: Aspergillus pseudonomiae
Lineage: Eukaryota; Fungi; Ascomycota; Eurotiomycetes; Eurotiales; Aspergillaceae
Exons: 2
Coding region: 723-1469 (248 amino acids)
Cellular component (GO): cytoplasm
Source: RefSeq, a predicted model, not a curated record
UAUGACGUGACUAUAAAUAUGAUCUGCGGUCCACUUUAGUCAUGCAGCCCAGUCAGAUGCUCAAGAACCGUUGGUUGGUGCUGACUACUCGUAAGGUUCAGUGCCUUUUCACAGGUGCCGAGGGGGGUCAGGAAAAUUUCAUGAAUCCGUGGAAGAACAACUUUGGGCAGUAAAAAUUCUGCCAAAUCUCUGAGGUCAACCAUCUAGACUCUCAUCCUUUCAUCAUCGAGACCAGUGAAAUGUAACCAAAAGGGCCUAGUCUUCCGGACAGAUCCUUACGCUAGACUCGAUGUGGCGAAACCGCUAAGCCUAUACAAGGCUGACGUGCCACUGUUAUCGAUAAGCCUCCCCCCCGGACCGUGCGGGAUCAUCAUACGCAAGUCGUCACGUCACUCUCGGCCACCGAUGACUCUUCCUUAUAUUAUUACUGUCUGUCAAGAGUGUUCUUCUUCAUCCUCUUAGUAUCUAUCUCCUUAUUUAUCUUGGUCAAAGAUUUCACACCAGAAUACCACAAUAUCAAAGGUUUGCGCGCCUGUGAACUACAAUUUUCCACUUUCAAUACAAGCCCCACUUCAGAUAGUGACAUUAAACGCACUAUCACAAUAGCGUCCGUGUGCUAUCGCCUACCUGCAUACAUCUAUUCAACUCUAUUCAGCCAUCUGAGCUGUCAGGAGACAGGUCUCGAACUUAUUCUACGACAGCUUCACCGUCUAUUCAAUAGCAUGGCCUCCACCGGAGAAGCCAUCUAUAUGACACCCUACUCGCCCUACCCUUCUCAUCACCAGCAGGAUUUGGACCUGAACAUGAACAGCUCCUGCUGCCGUUACCUCUCAGCUUCACCAAGUCGCCAGUCACUUCGACGCCAGCGAUCCUCGUCGAUCCCUUCGAUUUGCUUUGACGGAUAUCUCGAGCACCUCCCCGUCGAGCCAAAGAAGAAACGCGAGUGCACCAGUUACUACAACAAUCACCCCCGCCGUCACUCUCGCGGCCCACGACGCACAAUGAGGUAUUCCCGAGACAGUCAACUCGUCAAUCCUGACGUCAUCGAUCGCCUGGAUAGUGCUGGCUUUUAUCAGUAUCAUCAUGAAGGGCCAUACGAUGCAGUAUACCCGGAAAGGAAUUUCGACAGCAAGUUGAGCCCCGUCGAAGCCGUCAAAAGAACGAACGAGGAAGCUUUGAAGGCCACCCCCGAGAAUAAGAUUAAAGACAGCAUUAACAGUCAUCGUCCUCUCGAUGGGGUGGCUUUCUAUCCACCUGGUACUACGGAUAGGGAAGGACAAAUUUAUAACUACGAGGAGGGUACCAAUAUGAUGAACGACUAUGGUAACUUUAUGCGCUGCCCCGGCUUGAAAUUCACCGAAGAAGACUUCAAGAAUGAUCCUUUCUACAACACGCCACUUCCAAAGCCAUUCGCCUCCCUCAGAAGGGUACUAAGCCUGCGUCGCAGAAACCGCAGGAGUACCCAGUGAGUGAAUUCGACUUCUCCAUCUCCGAAGGUUAUUUAAGGGAUAUAUAAAGGGUUAAGAUUGAUAAAUAGGGCUAGGAUGUCAGGGAUUUGACAACACAAUAUGAUACCUCAUGUUUUGUUAUGUACUUCAGCAUCAUGCUGACCACGGAAUGGGCUGAUAUAUGGGUUUGUUCGGAGUUUUGGGCAUGGAGUGAUGGAUUGAUUAUCUUUCAUGUUGUUCGGCUUUCUGUAAUUAUAAAUGUCCGUCAAGAUCUCAACGUGCUUCCUCCUAUCCCCGUUGAACUUGAUCAUGGUCAUGAUUGGGCAUGUUUAAUGUUGUCCGAAUCUACUCCUGUACCCACUGCCCAUCAGAGAACCAACUGGACUUUCCUUGCCUCUCGGAUGCAACAUCACAAGUCCGAUCGAGUGCAAUCGAAUCAACUUACUUCUACCUCUCGGAUAUGACAAUGAAUCCGAUAGAGGGACACUUUACGAAAAA